Messenger RNA from Medicago truncatula (barrel medic), 1493 nucleotides. RefSeq names its product zinc finger protein 4. NCBI's taxonomy places the organism in Eukaryota, Viridiplantae, Streptophyta, Magnoliopsida, Fabales, Fabaceae. Gene Ontology annotation, biological process: negative regulation of abscisic acid-activated signaling pathway. The transcript has 2 exons. The coding region runs from base 424 to 1077 and encodes 217 amino acids. The record is from RefSeq and is a predicted model, not a curated record.
CCACACUCCCCAUCAAUGUCAAACUAAAACAAAAAACAACUGACCUCUUCAUCUCUACUAUAUGUCUUGUAGUGUUGUGUUAUGUAAUUAUGUUAUCUGACAACCCUACCAAUACCAUCUCUCUUCUGCUUUCCCAUAAGUCUUUCUUUUUCUGUAAUCUUAUCAUCUCCUUUUUAAGUAUCAACUCACUCAUUCUCCUCCUUUAUCCUAGAAACUAGAAGAAAAAGCUUCCCACCGUCUGUUUUUGCUUCUGUCUGAUACUCUUCCCAGUCACUACUUGGUUUUGCUGCAUAUAUUAGUUUCUUUCGUACUAUGCUAGCUGCUUAUGUGACAGUAUCAUGAUAAGCUAAUCAAUUUGCCACAUUUGAUCUAUCCAACUUGCCUUCUGGAAAAGAAGUUAUAGCUCAUAUAAGGUUCAUAAAAAUGAUGACUCCAAACUUGAACUUGGAACCUGAAAAUCAGUCAGAAGCACCCCAAGAUCUAGAUCCUAUGACCCUUGACUUGACACUCAAUUUCAGUUCGAGUGAAGCCGAGUUAAUGGGUUCAAGUGAUGCUAGUAGCGAAGUAGGAGCUGCUGAAGUUCAUGCUUCGCCAUCGGUAACUCCAAGGAUAUUCUCUUGUAAUUACUGCAAGAGGAAGUUCUAUAGCUCGCAAGCAUUAGGUGGUCAUCAGAACGCUCACAAAAGGGAGAGGACGAUGGCUAAACGUGCAAUGCGAAUGGGAAUGUUCACCGAAAGGUAUACAAGCCUUGCUUCUCUACCUCUUCAUGGUUCGCCUUUUCGGUCCCUCGGUGUUGAAGCUCAUUCUGCAAUGCAUCAAAGACAUAUGCAACCAUCAUCAUCAAUGAGAGCUCCAGAUAUGAGAGCUGCUGCGAAAUUUGAUAGAAACCAUUUUGGAUCGCUAGUUUACGUUGAAGAUGAUGAUGUAGGUAGCUUUUGGCCCGGAAGUUUUAGACAGGUGGAUCAAGGAGGAGUUGUUAAUAUAGGAUAUCCUCAAACUUCAAAUUCUAGUUUUGUUCCAAUGGCACCUCCUCCACCUCAAGCAUCUGCAUCUCCUGAUCUUACACUGAAGCUAUAAGAUUUGAGAGAUGAUGCAAACAGGGGUAAACCAUUUUUAUGAGGUGUCGGUUCGAUCAAGUGGUAAGAGCUUGACUAUGUAACUUCAGUACCGAGUUCAAAUCCCUUCAUGGACAGUCAUAAAAUGAUCAAUAGGUUCAUAAAAAAAAAAAAACAUAGAUAAACCCUUGAGAAAAUAAUGAGUUGGUGGUUGUAAGAAGUGGUUCAUUCAUUGUUUUACACUCAUCUAAAAUUUCUCAAUCACUCGUUUAUUAUUAUUAUUUUCUAUGAGGGGUUUAUGACUUUAUGAAGGUUUUGCCAAGUGCUUGUAUCAUUUAUCUUAAGAUUAUUUGUCUUUGGUAUCAUUUUAUUCGGACAUUAAAUUAUUGAUUACUAGACAAGAAUGCAUUGUAUGUAUAGUGAGAUGUGUAUUUCCAA